This is a messenger RNA of Aspergillus novofumigatus IBT 16806, 1311 nucleotides long. RefSeq names its product putative methionine aminopeptidase, type II (gene metAP). The transcript is spliced from 5 exons. Lineage: Eukaryota; Fungi; Ascomycota; Eurotiomycetes; Eurotiales; Aspergillaceae. Gene Ontology annotation, molecular function: metalloaminopeptidase activity. The record is from RefSeq and is a predicted model, not a curated record. The coding region runs from base 1 to 1311 and encodes 436 amino acids. Gene Ontology annotation, biological process: proteolysis.
AUGACUAUCGACCCGCCAGAGCUUCUCGAGAAGCUGGAAAUCAGCGACGCUGGUGCAAAUGGAGCCGACAUCCCUGGUUCCACUUCCGCCGCAGCAAACGGGAUUUCAAAGGAAGAAGACGACUCGGACGACGAUGUGGCUGAAAAUACCCCAGCAGUAGCUGCCGAAAACGGCACUGCCAAGAAGAAGAAGAACAAAAAGAGGAAGCCCAAGAAGAAGCAAGCGAAGGUCCAGACCGAUCCGCCAUCGAUUCCCCUGUCGCAGCUAUUCCCGAACAACACCUACCCCAAGGGCGAAGAGGUGGAAUACAAGGACGAGAAUCGAUAUCGAACCACCAGCGAAGAGAAACGUCACCUCGACAACCUGAAUAGCGACUUCCUCUCUGACUACCGUCAAGCAGCUGAAGCACAUCGUCAAGUCCGUCAGUGGGCGCAGAGAAACAUCAAGCCAGGCCAAACGCUGCUGGAGAUUGCUAAUGGGAUCGAGGAUAGUGCCCGACGUCUGGUGGGUCAUGAUGGCUUAACUGAAGGUGACUCUUUGAUAGCCGGCAUGGGAUUCCCCACUGGUUUGAACAUUGAUAACGUUGUCGCCCACUACAGCCCCAAUGCCGGCUGUAAGACCGUGCUUGCGCAGAACAAUGUACUCAAGGUCGAUAUUGGCAUUCAUGUAGGCGGUCGGAUUGUCGACAGUGCCUUCACGAUGGCGUUCGAUCCUAUGUAUGAUAACCUACUCGCUGCUGUCAAGGAUGCAACCAACACGGGGGUGCGCGAAGCGGGCAUCGAUGUUCGGGUGGGAGAAUUGGGCGGCUACAUUCAGGAGGCGAUGGAAAGCUACGAGUGUGAGAUCAACGGCAAGACUCACCCGAUCAAGGCGAUUCGCAACCUGUGUGGCCACACAAUCCUGCCGUACUCCAUCCAUGGUACUAAGAGUGUCCCUUUAUCAAAAGGGGACGUCUUUGCGAUCGAGACCUUUGGCAGUACCGGUAGUGGCCGAUACGUUGAAGGAGGCGAGGUCUCCCAUUACGCCCUGCGCGGCGACGCCAACAGAAAAGACUUGACUUUAUCUUCGGCCAGGUCCCUCUUGACAGCGAUCAAGAAGAACUUUAGCACGAUCCCUUUCUGCCGGCGCUAUUUGGAUAGGAUUGGACAAGAGAAGUAUCUCCUCGGUCUGAAUUACCUGGUAAAAUCCGGAAUUGUGGAAGACUAUCCCCCUCUGAAUGAGAAGCAAGGGACUUAUACGGCCCAGUUUGAACACACCAUUCUGCUUCGACCAACAGUCAAAGAGGUCAUUAGUCGUGGCGACGACUACUAG